Molecule: messenger RNA, 15695 nt
Organism: Anthonomus grandis grandis
Lineage: Eukaryota; Metazoa; Arthropoda; Insecta; Coleoptera; Curculionidae
Gene: RyR
Product: ryanodine receptor
Exons: 72
Coding region: 140-15469 (5109 amino acids)
Biological process (GO): calcium ion transmembrane transport; intracellular calcium ion homeostasis
Cellular component (GO): smooth endoplasmic reticulum; Z disc; calcium channel complex
Molecular function (GO): ryanodine-sensitive calcium-release channel activity; protein binding
Source: RefSeq, a predicted model, not a curated record
UUCUGUGCUAUCGUUUUAAAAAUAGUCCAGUUCGGUGCUGUGCUUCAAACGAAAAAUUCGCCGCUUUAUUAUACUGAUCUGUGUUCCGAUUAAAUUUUUUAAAUGUAAAAAAACUUAUACGAUAAAUUAAACCCCCAAGAUGGUGGCCGAGACCGACGGGGGCUCCGAACAGGACGAUGUUUCGUUCCUGCGAACGGAAGACAUGGUCUGUCUCUCCUGCACUGCGACUGGUGAGAGGGUUUGUUUGGCUGCUGAAGGCUUUGGCAAUCGACACUGCUUUUUAGAAAAUAUUGCAGAUAAGAAUAUCCCACCUGACUUAUCCCAAUGCGUGUUCGUGAUUGAACAAGCGCUUUCAGUCCGUGCUUUGCAAGAAUUAGUGACAGCAGCCGGUAAUGAAACCGGUAAAGGUACAGGAUCUGGCCAUCGUACGUUGCUUUAUGGAAAUGCUAUUCUUUUAAGACACCAAAAUAGUGAUAUGUACCUAGCAUGCCUUUCCACAAGUUCAAGCAACGACAAACUGGCAUUCGAUGUCGGUUUGCAAGAACACAGUCAGGGUGAAGCUUGUUGGUGGACCGUACACCCUGCUAGCAAACAAAGAUCUGAGGGUGAAAAGGUCAGGGUAGGAGAUGAUUUGAUUUUAGUUUCAGUUGCAACAGAAAGAUAUUUACAUACAACCAAAGAAAACGAGCUUUCCAUAGUAAAUGCCAGUUUCCAUGUAACCCACUGGUCUGUCCAACCAUAUGGCACUGGUAUAUCCCGUAUGAAAUAUGUAGGUUAUGUCUUUGGAGGCGAUGUGCUCAGGUUUUUUCAUGGAGGCGACGAGUGCCUUACGAUACCCUCCACGUGGAGUACUGAAGAAUCACAUAACAUUGUCAUUUAUGAAGGUGGCAGUGUAAUGUCACAAGCCAGAUCUCUUUGGAGGUUGGAAUUAGCUAGGACCAAGUGGGCAGGUGGUUUUAUCAAUUGGAGUCAUCCAAUGAGAAUAAGACAUAUUACCACUGGUCGGUAUUUGGCUGUUAAUGAAAAUAACGAGCUGUAUCUCGUCUCUAGAGAAGAAGCUACUACAGCUUUAACAGCGUUUUGCUUAAGACAUGAAAAAGACGACCAAAAGGUGGUUCUCGAAGAUAAAGAUCUGGAAGUUAUUGGCUCAGCUAUUAUUAAAUAUGGUGAUUCCACCGUUAUAGUUCAACAUUCAGAAUCUGGUUUAUGGCUGUCUUACAAGGCGUACGAAACGAAAAAAAAAGGCGUCGGGAAAGUGGAAGAAAAACAAGCAGUACUACAUGAAGAAGGAAAAAUGGACGAUGGUUUAGACUUUAGUAGAAGUCAAGAAGAGGAAUCGCGCACCGCCAGGGUUAUUCGUAAAUGCAGCUCUCUGUUUACGCAAUUUAUAAAUGGAUUGGAAAGUUUACAAGUUAACAGAAGGCAUUCAAUGUUUUUCCAGGUCGUAAAUCUUGCCGAAAUGGUAAUGUGCUUGGAAGAUCUAAUUAAUUACUUUGCUCAACCGGAAGACGACAUGGAACAUGAAGAGAAGCAAAACCGGCUUAGAGCCUUAAGGAAUCGUCAAGACUUAUUCCAAGAGGAGGGCAUCCUAAACCUCAUUUUAGAAGCCAUAGAUAAAAUCAAUGUUAUAACAUCCCAAGGAUUCUUGGCUGCGUUAUCUGGAGAUCAAAGCUGGGAAAUGAUUUCUGGAUAUUUAUAUCAACUACUUGCAGCCAUUAUUAAAGGAAACCACACGAAUUGUGCUCAAUUUGCCAAUUCAAAUCGUCUGAACUGGUUGUUUUCGAGAUUGGGAUCCCAAGCUUCAAGCGAAGGUACUGGAAUGCUGGACGUACUUCACUGCGUCUUGAUCGAUUCUCCCGAAGCCCUUAACAUGAUGCGAGAUGAGCAUAUUAAAGUCAUAAUUUCGUUACUAGAAAAGCAUGGCAGAGAUCCAAAAGUUCUUGACGUACUAUGCUCUCUAUGUGUCGGUAAUGGAGUCGCUGUACGCAGUUCACAGAAUAAUAUUUGUGACUAUUUGCUUCCUGGAAAAAAUUUGUUGUUACAAACGCAACUUGUCGACCACGUCGCUAGUGUUAGGCCGAACAUAUUUGUCGGUAGAGUAGAAGGUAGUGCUAUCUAUCAAAAGUGGUACUUCGAAGUCACAGUAGAUCAUUUAGAACAAACAACUCACAUGAUGCCCCACUUGAGGAUAGGCUGGGCCAAUUCCAAAGGAUACAUUCCUUAUCCCGGUGGUGGUGAGAAAUGGGGCGGCAACGGAGUGGGCGAUGACCUCUAUUCGUUUGGUUUUGACGGUGCUUUUUUGUGGACCGGCGGAAGAUCUACGCAGGUUGUUUUGGAAGUAACCGAACCUUAUAUCAGGAAAAACGAUGUUAUCGGUUGUGCCUUAGAUCUGACUGUUCCUCAGAUAGCCUUCACACUGAACGGGAAUCCUAUUAGAGGAAGUUUUAAGAAUUUUAAUUUAGAUGGAAUGUUCUUCCCUGCUAUAAGUUGUUCGUCCAAACUGAGUUGUCGUUUUUUGCUUGGUGGUGACCAUGGCAAACUAAAAUUCUGCCCUCCAGAAGAUUUCUCACCGUUAGUUGAAAGUUUACUUCCACAACAAAUUUUAAACUUAGAUCCAUGUUUUUAUUUCGGAAAUAUGAAUAAAAAUGUUAUUGCCGGGCCGCUAUAUAUUGAAGACGAUACAGCCUUUGUACCGAACCCUGUAGAUACAUCAAUGGUAAGUCUUCCAUCUUAUAUCGAAUCAAUAAAGGACAAAUUAGCUGAAAACAUCCACGAAAUGUGGGCAAUGAAUAAAAUUGAGGCCGGAUGGGCUUGGGGAGAGUAUAGAGAUGAUUUAAGGCAUAUUCAUCCGUGUUUGGUGCCUUUUGAUAAAUUACCACCUGCUGAGAAAAGAUAUGACUCCCAGUUAGCUGUUCAAACUUUAAAGACAAUAAUAGCUCUUGGUUACUAUAUAACCAUGGACAAGCCUCCAUCCAGAAUAAAGACGGUUAGGUUGCCCAACGAGCCGUUUUUACAAGGUAACGGAUAUAAGCCGGCGCCUUUGGACUUAAGCGCCAUACAUUUGACCCCCAAAUUGGAAGAGUUAGUCGAUCAGCUGGCGGAAAACACCCAUAACCUUUGGGCAAAGGAAAGAAUUCAACAGAACUGGACUUAUGGGUUAAACGAGGACCCAGAUAUGUUGCGCAGCCCCCAUUUAGUACCGUACGGAAAAGUAGAUGAGGCGAUUAAAAAAGCCAACAGAGACACCGCUUCUGAAACAGUAAGAACUUUGUUAGUCUACGGUUAUAUAAUCGAUCCCCCUACAGGUGAACAACAAGAAACUUUACUGGCUGAAGCUAGUAAACUUAGACAACAAGCGUUUAGAACAUACCGAGCGGAGAAAAACUACGCAGUAAGCUCGGGAAAAUGGUAUUUUGAAUUUGAAAUUCUAACCGCUGGACCGAUGAGAGUCGGUUGGGCUAAAGCUGACUGUGCCCCUGGAUCCAUGCUUGGUUCUGAUGAAAACACUUGGGCCUUUGAUGGUUAUAAUGAAGAAAAAGUCUAUACAAAUUCGGCGGAAUCCUUCGGGAAACAGUGGCAGGUCGGGGAUGUGGUCGGAGUUUUCUUAGAUUUAAUCGACCACACGAUAAGCUUCUCUUUGAAUGGAGAGUUGCUUAUGGACGCUUUAGGAGGUGAAACUACUUUUGCUGACGUACAGGGCGACAAUUUUGUUCCCGCUUUCACUUUAGGCGUUGGACAGAAAGCCAGGCUUUGUUUUGGCCAAGAUGUUAAUCAGCUAAAAUACUUUACAACGUGCGGGUUACAGGAAGGAUAUGAACCAUUUUGUGUUAACAUGAACCGUGCAGUGACCUACUGGUACACUAAAGACCAACCGAUUUUCGAAAACACUGACGAUAUGCCUGAUACUAAAAUCGACGUGACAAGAAUUUUAGCAGGAUCUGACAGCCCUCCAUGCCUGAAAAUCAGCCAUAACACUUUCGAAACGAUGGAAAAAGCAAACUGGGAAUUUUUGAGACUUAGUUUACCCGUUAUUUGUCAUUCUGAAUUCAUUACCGAAGAUGAAAAGAUGCGAAGGUGGAACGAAAUUAAAAUCAGACAGCACCGACUGAAGGCAGAAGUUGAAAACCAAUUGACACCAAAUCCGGCUCAUAUAGAAAAUAUUAUGAAGAGUGGUUUUUCAAUGACUGACAUUAAAGGUCUGCAUCGUAAUUAUUCAGAAGAUGCAGUCGAAUCGGAUGAAGUGAUGAAGCAUCAGCAGCAACAUUUAUCGCGCAAUGUAACGCACGGAAAAACAAUGCCAGCUAGGCCACCCCGUAAAGGUUCUUUAUCUAGAACGAACGCUAAUGGUUUUGAUGAAAAUUAUUUAAACAUGAAUGGGAGCAGAGGAGUGCAUCGAUCUACAAGCGAACUAGAUAUGCAAAGAUAUUAUGAUACCGCACCGCAGAAUGUCGAAAAGGGCGGAGAAAAAGAGAAAAAAAGGGGCAGAUCACCAUUCAGAUUUUUCUCGAAAAAGCGAGGCGAUACGACGAGCGCUGAACGUACUAAAAUUAAGAAGGCCAGAACUCCAGAGCCACAUUCUGUCAGAAUGGCUGAUGGUAUGACUCCAUCUGCUCGCUCUGUUGGUUUAUCCAAUAAUAUGCUAUCUAGAAGCCCAACUAUGAAACAAUCCCAGGGUGAUUCUCUUCAAGUACCAUCUGCACCGCAGCAAAAGCAACUUUCAGUGCCACAAACCUCCGACAUUGAAUCGGUGGGAAACGAAAUCUACGAUGCGGAAUGUCUUAAACUAAUUAACGAGUAUUUUUACGGCAUUCGAAUUUUCCCUGGUCAAGAUCCCACUCAUACUUAUGUAGGCUGGGUUACCACACAGUACCACUGCUUUGACAAGGAAUUUAAUCAGAAUCAUGUUUUAAAGUCGUCGGUGAUUAUUGCUGAUGAUUACGAUCGGAUUGUUGAUCAAAUUGAUAGGCAAUCAUGCUAUAUGGUAAGAGCAGAUGAACUUUACAACCAAGUGACACAAGAUGCUUCUGGUAAAGGAGCCUCACAGGGAAUGUUUAUUGGCUGUUUCUUGGAUGCUGCUACUGGGUAUAUUAGCUUUACGUGUGACGGCAAACCAACUUCACAUAAAUUUAAGAUGGAACCAGAAACAAAACUAUUUCCAGCAAUAUUCGUCGAAGCUACUAGUAAAGAAAUAAUGCAGAUUGAAUUAGGCAGAACAUCGACGAGUCUACCUUUAUCUGCGGCAGUAUUACAAAACAGUUCAAAGCAUGUUAUUCCUCAAUUUCCUCCCAGAUUAAAAGUGCAAUGCUUAAAACCUCAUCAGUGGGCUAGGGUCCCAAAUAAUAACCUUCAAGUCCAUGCCCUUAAACUGUCAGAUAUUAGAGGUUGGUCCAUGUUAUGCGAGGACCCAAUUUCGAUGCUCGCCCUUCACAUACCAGAAGAAGACCGCUGCAUCGAUAUUUUAGAGUUAAUAGAGAUGGACAAACUAUUAAGUUUCCAUGCUCACACUUUAACACUUUACUCCGCUCUAUGUUACCAGAGCAACUACAGAGCUGCGCACGCGUUAUGUUGGCACGUGGACCAGAAACAAUUACUUUAUGCUAUUAAAUCAGAAUACAUGAGCGGGCCAUUGAGGCAAGGGUUUUACGAUUUGCUGAUUUCCUUGCAUUUGGAGGCUACUGCUACCACAAUGGAAGUCUGCAAAAAUGAAUACGUAAUUCCAAUUGGGCAAGGGUUGAAAGAUCUCUACGAGGAUCCUGAAAUGGGACAUAGUUUGCGGAAGCUGCAAAUGGAAUCGGUCGUACCACAAAUGAAAAUGUCCGAUAUAAGCGAAAACAUUGAGAACAUCAAAUGUUUGUACUCUCCCUAUUUUCCACUUGACAUUGUGAGGGACUAUAUUAUGACAGCUCUGGCAGAAUCAGUGGAAAUCAAUCAAGUUCACAACAGAGAUCCUAUAGGUGGAUCAAAUGAAAACCUGUUUUUACCUUUACUAAAAUUAGUGGACCGUCUAUUGUUAGUCGGCAUGCUAAGUGACGAAAACGUUGAGAAGCUUCUCAUAAUGAUAUGUCCAGAAACCUGGGAUCCAACAUUUGAGAAAGAUGGAAAAGACGAACACAGAAAAGGUUUACUUCAAAUGAAAAUGGCAGAGGGAGCCAAACUGCAAAUGUGCUACCUAUUGCAGCACUUAUGCGACAUCCAGUUACGGCAUCGUGUGGAAUCCAUUAUUGCGUUUAGCCACGAUUUUGUAGGAGAAUUACAAACCGACCAGCUAAGACGCUACAUAGAAAUUAAACAAUCCGACUUACCGUCGGCCGUGGCCGCUAAAAAAACAAAAGAGUUCAGGUGUCCCCCCAGGGAACAGAUGAACGCCAUUUUGUGUUUUAAAAACAUGGAAGAAGAGGACAAAGAAAAUUGCCCCCUUGGCGAUGAUUUAUGCGAAAGGAUGAACACUUUUCAUAGUCAGCUUUUAACCCAUGUGUCCCUUCAAGCUCUUCAGGCUCCGGAAGAAGAGGAAAAUCCAGAGAAUCAGGUUAAACCAGGGCCUUUAAAGAAGCUGUAUAAUAUUAUCAAUGCUGUUAAAGAGUUGGAGGAGGAGCCAAAACCAGAACCUGAACCAGAAAGGAAAACUCCUGAAGAAGUAUUUAGGAAGAUAUUAAUUAGCACAAUAGUUAGAUGGGCCGAGGAGGCACAAAUUGAAAUGCCUAAUUUGGUUCAGGAAAUGUUUAGCCUUUUGGUGCGACAAUAUGACUCAGUGGGAGAACUAAUAAGAGCCUUAGAAAAAACUUACAUUAUAAACGCAAAAACCAAAAUCGAUGUUGCCGAGAUGUGGAUAGGUCUUAGCCAAAUUCGUGCGCUGCUCCCAGUUCAAAUGUCGCAAGAGGAAGAAGAUCUUAUGAGAGAGAGGCUAUGGAAACUCGUUAAUAACCACACUUUUUUCCAACAUCCAGAUUUAAUUCGGGUCUUAAGGAUUCAUGAGAAUGUGAUGGCCGUUAUGAUAAACACACUCGGUAGGAGGUCGCAGGCUCAGUCAGAUGCGAGUACUCAAGCUCCUAACCCUGAAGGAGAAACUGGUGCCAGUAAAGAGAAAGAUACUUCGCACGAAAUGGUGGUGGCCUGUUGCCGUUUCUUAUGCUACUUUUGCAGAACUGGGCGGCAAAAUCAAAAAGCCAUGUUUGAACAUUUUGAUUUCUUGCUGGACAAUAGUAACAUUCUCUUAUCUAGACCUAGUCUGCGAGGUUCUACCCCCUUAGACGUAGCAUAUUCUUCACUUAUGGAGAACACAGAAUUAGCACUGGCUUUGAGGGAACAUUAUUUAGAAAAAAUUGCCAUAUAUUUGUCUAGGUGCGGGCUUCAGUCUAAUACCGAACUUGUCGAGAAGGGUUAUCCAGAUUUAGGUUGGGAUCCAGUAGAAGGCGAAAGAUAUUUAGAUUUCUUAAGAUUCUGCGUUUGGGUGAACGGCGAAAGCGUGGAAGAAAACGCCAAUUUAGUUAUUCGACUUUUGAUCCGCAGACCGGAGUGUUUGGGACCCGCUCUUAGAGGUGAAGGCGAAGGUCUUUUAAAGGCAAUCGUCGAUGCCAACAAGAUGUCAGAGAGGAUCACCGAUCGACGAAAAAUGCUCGAGGACGCGCCCGAAGGCACAGUCAACCUGCAGAACUUUUCGCAUCCUUUGCCCGAAAGCGACGACGAUGAGGACUAUAUAGACACCGGGGCGGCUAUUUUAAAUUUCUAUUGUACCUUAGUAGAUUUGCUCGGAAGAUGUGCUCCAGACUCUGCUGUCAUUUCAUUGGGUAAAAACGAAUCUUUACGUGCAAGAGCCAUUCUACGUUCACUGGUCCCUCUAGAAGAUCUUCAAGGUGUUUUAAGUUUAAAAUUCACGCUCCAUAAUCCUGCUCAAGGUGAAGAGAGGCCGAAGUCGGAUAUGCCCUCUGGCUUGACUCCGCCACACAAACAAUCGGUAGUUCUGUUUCUCGAGAGGGUCUAUGGCAUCGAAACUAGAGAGUUAUUCUUUAAGUUGCUUGAAGAAGCUUUCUUACCCGAUUUGAGGUGUGCCACCAUGCUUGAUAGGCAUGAUGGUAGCGAAUCUGACAUGGCUCUGAGUAUGAACCGUUACAUAGGCAAUUCCAUACUACCAUUAUUAAUUCAGCACAGUAAAUUCUAUAGUGAAGCGGAAAACUAUGCGUCACUUCUCGAUGCUACAUUACAUACAGUUUAUAGGCUGUCUAAAAAUAGGAUGCUUACUAAAGGACAAAGAGAGGCAGUAUCAGACUUUUUAGUCGCCUUGACAAGUCAGCUACAACCUUCAAUGUUGCUGAAGUUAUUGAGAAAAUUGACCGUUGACGUAUCAAAUUUAUCAGAAUACACAACUGUCGCUUUAAGGCUGUUGACAUUACAUUAUGAUCGGUGUGCUAAGUAUUAUGGCUCUAGUGGUGGACAAGGACUCUACGGUGCAGCCAGCGACGAAGAAAAGCGCCUCACAAUGAUGCUUUUCUCCAACAUUUUCGAUUCGCUUAGUAAAAUGGACUACGAUCCAGAACUAUUCGGUAAAGCACUACCUUGUCUUACCGCAAUCGGUUGUGCCCUGCCUCCUGAUUAUUCUCUUUCGAAGAACUACGAUGACGAGUGGUACUCCAACAAAGCAGCAAUGUCCGGCCCAGACGGACCGUACAACCCUCAGCCCAUUAACACGUCUUCGGUGCAGUUAAACAACGACUUAAAUAACAUUGUACAGCAGUUUUCGGAACAUUAUCAUGAUGCGUGGGCCUCCAGGAAGUUGGAAAAUGGGUGGAGGCACGGGGACUCGUAUUCGGGGUGGGAUGGAAAUAAAACGCAUCCUAGGCUUAAGCCUUAUGCGAUGCUUAGUGAUUAUGAGAGAGAAAGGUACAAGGAACCCGUAAGAGAGUCCCUUAAAGCCUUAUUAGCCCUCGGUUGGUCAGUUGAACACAUCGAAGUUGACUUACCCUCAAACAACCGAAGUUCCCAAUUCAGAGGAGAAAAUACAAGCGCCUUCGACUACAAUCCUCAUCCAGUCGACAUGACCAAUCUGACUUUAUCCAGAGAAAUGCAAAACAUGGCUGAAAGGCUGGCUGAAAAUUCGCACGAUAUCUGGGCAAGAAAGAAAAGGGAAGAACUCAACACUUGCGGCGGUGGUAUACAUCCACAACUAGUGCCUUAUGACUUACUUACCGACAAAGAAAAGAAGAAAGACAGGGAACGGUCACAAGAAUUCUUAAAAUAUUUGCAGUACCAAGGAUAUAAAUUGCACAGGCCGAACCGCGGAGGCCAACAAGAAACCGAACAAUCUACAGCAGGACCGUCAGUUGAGCUAAGGUUCGCCUACAGUUUACUAGAGAAACUGAUUCAAUAUCUGGACAAAGCCACGAUUAACAUGAAACUUUUAAAGCCUUCGCAAACGUUCAGCAGACGAAACUCUUAUAUCAGAUCGUCUAGGGAUAUAAAGUUUUUCUCGAAAGUGGUACUGCCCUUGAUGGAGAAGUACUUUUCGACGCAUAGGAACUAUUUUAUAGCGGUGGCGACGGCCACGAAUAAUACAGGGGCGGCCAGUUUAAAAGAAAAAGAAAUGGUGGCGGCGUUGUUCUGCAAGUUAGCAAGUUUAUUGAGGUCUAAGCUAGCGGCUUUCGGCGCUGACGUACGGAUUACUGUGAGGUGCUUGCAGGUUUUGGUAAAAGGUAUCGAUGCAAAAUCUUUGGUGAAGAAUUGCCCGGAGUUUAUCAGGACUUCUAUGUUGACAUUCUUUAAUAAUGUUGCCGACGAUUUGGGGCACACAAUUAUUAAUUUGCAAGAGGGAAAAUACAGUCACUUAAGAGGUACCCACUUAAAAACAUCUACCUCUCUAUUUUACGUCAACGCGGUGCUACUCCCAGUGUUAACCGCGAUGUUCGAUCAUUUGGCAAACUGCGAAUACGGCAGCGAUUUACUGUUGGAUGAAAUCCAAGUAGCAUCCUAUAAAAUUUUACAAGCGAUGUAUCAUUUAGGCACGGAUUUAACUCUCCAUCGAGAUCGGAAAUAUUUGAAAAAUGAAAUGGAAAAAUAUAAACCUGCUUUAGGAUCGUGCUUGGGAGCGUUUAGUUCGACUUUCCCUGUAGCCUUCUUGGAACCACAUCUUAACAAAAAUAAUCAGUUUUCGUUACUUAACCGAAUAGCCGAUCAUUCACUGGAAGCUCAAGACAUAAUGUCUAAAAUGGAGCAAUUCAUGCCCACCUUAGAGGCCGUUUUAUCGGAAGUUGAUCAAUUUGCUGAGAGUAACAGGACGUAUUCCGAUGACCCCCAUAUAAUAGACGUUAUAAUGCCAAUGUUGUGCUCCUAUUUGCCUUUCUGGUGGUCCCAGGGACCUGAUAAUGUCAGUCCUACUGGCGGGUCUUAUGUGUCUAUGGUUACGGCCGAACACAUGAACCAGCUACUUAAAAACGUCUUAAAACUUAUCAAAAAGAACAUUGGCAACGAAAAUGCUCCUUGGAUGACUAGAAUUGCCGCAUACACUCAGCAAAUUAUCAUAAAUAGCAGCGAAGAACUGUUGAAAGACUCCUUUUUGCCAUUGGCUGAAAGAGUUAAGAAGCGCACUGAAGCAAUGUUCCAUAAGGAAGAAAGCAUGAGAGGUUUUAUUAAAAGUAGUGCUGAGGAUACAUCACAGAUCGAAACUCAAAUCCAAGAAGAUUGGCAUCUCUUAGUACGCGAUAUUUACUCGUUUUACCCGUUGCUUAUAAAAUACGUCGAUCUUCAAAGGAACCACUGGUUAAGGCACAACGUAGAAGAAGCGGAACACCUUUACAAUCACGUGGCUGAAAUUUUCAACAUUUGGUCGAACUCGCAGUACUUCCUCCGGGAGGAGCAAAACUUUAUUUCGGCCAAUGAAAUCGAUAACAUGGUGCUUAUAAUGCCUACUGCUACCAGGAGAACGGUUGUGACCGAUGGAACUCAACCGUCUGUUGGAAAAGUUAAGAAGAAGAAGAAACAUCGCGACAAGAAACGAGAUAAGGAUAAAGAAAUUCAGGCUUCUCUUAUGGUAGCCUGUCUGAAACGUUUGCUACCAGUUGGAUUGAAUCUCUUUGCCGGACGGGAACAAGAACUGGUGCAACAUUGUAAAGACAGAUUCUUAAAGAAGAUGCCCGAGUACGAAAUUAUUGAUUUUGCCAAAAUUCAACUCACUUUGCCAGACAAAAUUGAUCCUGCCGACGAAAUGUCUUGGCAACAUUAUCUGUACAGUAAGUUAGGCAAAAAAGCCGUGACUGUUAAUACUUUGGACAGCAACGGGAAAAGUCAGUUGGAAGAAACCGUCGAAAGAAUCGUUGCCAUGAGCAAAGUUUUAUAUGGGUUACAUAUGAUCGAUCAUCCCCAACAACAGCAAAAAGGUGUUUAUAGAUCUAUCGUCUCUAUCCAAAGAAAGAGGGCUGUAUUAUCCUGUUUUAGACAAGCUUCUUUGCACAGUCUGCCAAGACAUCGGGCGAUAAACAUCUUCAUCCGGACCUAUCGAGACUUUUGGCUGCAAGACGAAAAUGUGGGUCAAGAAGUGAUGAUUGAGGACUUAACACAGAGUUUCGAGGAUUCGGAACUGAAAAAGAAAGACGAGGAAGAAGAAGAAGGCAAACCGGAUCCGCUGACGCAACUAGUUACCACUUUCUGUCGUGGUGCCAUGACUGAGAGGUCUGGUGCAUUACAAGAAGAUCCCUUAUAUAUGAGCUACGCAGAAAUCAUCGCCAAAUCCUGCGGUGAGGAAGAAGAGGAAGGCGAUGAGGGAGGCGAAGAAGGCGGAGAGGAGGAAGGACAGUCUUCUAUUCAUGAACAAGAAAUGGAGAAACAAAAACUGCUUUUCAACCAAGCCAGGCUUGCCAACCGAGGCGUAUCAGAAAUGGUGCUACUCCAUAUUUCCGCUUGCAAAGGCGUUCCAUCUGAAAUGGUAAUGAAAACCUUGCAGCUAGGAAUUUCAAUUCUGCGCGGCGGUAAUUUCGAGAUUCAGAUGGCCAUGUUAAACCACUUAAAGGAGAAAAAGGACGUCGGCUUUUUCACUAGUAUUGCAGGUUUGAUGAACAGCUGUGGUGUGCUGGAUCUGGAUGCGUUUGAGAGAAAUACUAAGGCUGAGGGCUUGGGGGUUGGUUCUGAGGGUGCUGCCGGCGAGAAGAAUAUGCACGAUGCCGAGUUUACCUGCCUACUAUUCCGGUUUAUUCAAUUAACAUGUGAAGGACAUAACUUGGAAUGGCAAAACUAUCUGAGAACCCAAGCCGGUAAUACUACGACUGUAAACGUAGUUAUCUGUACGGUCGAUUACUUACUGCGUCUCCAAGAAUCAAUUAUGGACUUUUAUUGGCACUAUUCAAGUAAAGAACUUAUAGACCCAGCUGGAAAAGCCAAUUUUUUCAAAGCCAUCGGAGUAGCUAGCCAAGUUUUCAACACUCUAACUGAAGUCAUUCAGGGUCCUUGUACCUUAAAUCAGCAGGCUUUAGCACAUUCCAGGUUGUGGGAUGCUGUGGGGGGUUUCCUGUUUCUUUUCUCUCAUAUGCAAGAUAAACUAUCUAAGCAUUCGAGUCAAGUUGAUCUUUUGAAAGAAUUGCUUAAUCUCCAGAAAGAUAUGAUCACUAUGAUGCUGUCCAUGCUUGAAGGUAAUGUUGUAAAUGGUACCAUUGGUAAACAAAUGGUGGACACCCUAGUGGAAAGUGCUUCCAACGUAGAAUUAAUUCUUAAAUACUUUGACAUGUUUUUAAAAUUAAAAGACUUGACAUCCUCGGCCAGUUUCCUGGAAAUUGAUAUUAAUAGUGACGGUUGGGUGUAUCCAAAAGACUUUAAAGAAAAAAUGGAGCAACAAAAAAGCUAUACACCGGAGGAAAUCGAAUUUUUAUUGGCAUGUUGCGAAACAAAUCACGACGGUAAGAUCGACUAUGUGGGUUUCAUCGACAGAUUCCACGAACCUGCCAAAGAAAUCGGUUUUAACUUGGCCGUUUUAUUAACAAACCUUUCUGAGCAUAUGCCUAACGAACCGCGAUUGGCGAGAUUUUUGGAAACCGCCGGUUCUGUUUUGAACUAUUUUGAACCGUUCUUGGGACGUAUCGAAAUCCUGGGUGGCAGCAAACGUAUCGAACGAGUUUACUUCGAGAUUAAAGAAUCGAACAUCGAACAGUGGGAGAAACCGCAAAUUAAGGAGUCAAAGAGGGCGUUCUUCUACUCCAUAGUAACCGAAGGAGGUGAUAAAGAAAAAUUGGAGGCAUUUAUUAACUUCUGCGAGGAUGCCAUUUUUGAAAUGCAACACGCGAGCGGUCUGAUGGCGGUUGAGGAAUCUGGGGGUGGCGGACCUACUAGGGCCACCACUUAUAGCUAUAUUACGGAUGAGGAUGAGCAAAGAGGAGGGAAAGAUCCAAUUCGACGAGCAUACCAAACCGUCAAAGAUGGAAUACAUUAUGGUUUAUCUGCAAUCAGUCCUUCAAAUAUUAAGCAUAAAUUUAAUGAAAUGCAACAAAUGACCAUUCCAGAACUUUUUGUAGGCUUCUUCAAAUUAAUCUUCUACACUUUCUACUACUCCGGAUUUGGUAUGGCCGUGGUAAUCAAAUAUUUCCUUGGAAUUUUAAUGUCUUUGAUGCGAGGACCCGUGGUGGAGGAACCAAUAAUCGAAACCAAGGAAGAAGAAAAAGUUCGGCAUCUACGAAUGUUGCCUCCUUUACCCGCACCGGAUGAUCCUAAUAUGCAAAUGCAGGCGUUCGGAGUAGAUAUAAAGAAAGAAGAGGACGGACAAUAUAAAAUGGCACCGCAUGAGUCUCCAACUGGAAGUCAACCCUCUUCUGCAGAAGGCGAAGGUGAAACUACUCCGGAAGAAGGAGGUGAAUCUCCCGAAACCGAAGUACCGGAACAGCCGCUAUCUUUAUCUGAUCUUUUAGGGGGUGAACAAGCUAAACUAGCAGCUCAAGAGAAAGCAGAGGCGCAAGCAGCUCAGCAAGCCGCUAUGCAAGCUAUCGAAUCGGAAAGCAAAGCCAAAACCACCACAGAACCUUCAGCUAUGCAGCAGAUCAAUUUCAGCGCAUAUACUCAUAGAGCUGUCUCUUUCUUGGCUAGAAAUUUCUACAAUCUUAAAUAUGUGGCUUUGGUGUUGGCUUUCUGUAUUAACUUUAUGCUGCUAUUUUAUAAGGUAACAACUUUAACUGAAGACUCGGACGGCAGUGGCAGCGGAAAAGGAUCGGGAAUAAUCGAUGGAUCGGGAGAAGGCAGUGGCUCAGGGGGGUCAGAAGAAGAUGAUGAUCCGCUCGAGAAAGUGAUAGUUGAUGAAGAUUUCUAUUAUAUGAGUCAUGUUAUGCGGUUAGCAGCCUUGCUACACUCCAUGGUGUCUUUGGCCAUGCUUAUUGCCUAUUAUCAUUUAAAAGUACCUCUAGCCAUCUUUAAAAGGGAAAAAGAAAUUGCAAGGCGAUUGGAGUUUGAAGGUCUUUUUAUAGCAGAGCAGCCAGAAGAUGAUGAUUUGAAAUCGCACUGGGACAAACUUGUCAUAUCUGCAAAAUCUUUUCCUGUUAAUUACUGGGAUAAGUUUGUCAAAAAGAAAGUUCGGCAAAAAUACAGUGAGACUUACGACUUUGAUUCGAUUAGCAGCCUUUUGGGCAUGGAAAAAACUUCCUUCCAACAACAAGAAGCCGAUGAUGGCCAUAAGAGUAUUAUUUGGUACAUAAUAAACAUCGACUGGCGGUAUCAAAUAUGGAAAUCGGGCGUCACUUUUACGGACAAUUCAUUCCUUUACUCCCUCUGGUAUUUUGUGUUUUCAAUUCUAGGCAACUUUAAUAACUUUUUCUUUGCCGCACAUUUACUGGACGUCGCCGUCGGUUUCAAGACGCUUCGCACAAUUUUACAGUCCGUAACGCAUAAUGGAAAACAACUGGUGUUGACUGUGAUGCUGCUGACCAUUAUCGUUUAUAUUUACACUGUGAUUGCUUUUAAUUUCUUCAGGAAGUUUUACGUUCAAGAAGAGGAUGAAGAAGUUGAUCGAAAAUGUCACGAUAUGUUAACGUGUUUUGUCUUUCAUUUGUACAAAGGCGUCCGUGCAGGCGGUGGUAUCGGUGACGAAAUUGAACCUCCAGAUGGCGAUGAUUAUGAAGUUUAUCGAAUUAUGUUCGAUAUUACCUUCUUCUUUUUCGUUAUUGUCAUUUUGUUGGCUAUCAUUCAAGGUUUGAUUAUUGAUGCUUUUGGUGAACUCCGUGACCAGCUAGAGAAGGUGAUAGAAGAUAUGGACUCUAAUUGUUUUAUUUGCGGACUGGAUAAGGGUUAUUUGGAUAAAGUUCCGCAUGGAUUCGACACUCACGUUCAACAAGAACAUAAUCUUGCCAACUACAUGUUCUUUUUAAUGCAUUUGAUCAACAAACCGGAUACUGAGCACACCGGUCAGGAAACCUACGUAUGGAAUAUGUACGUGCAAAGAUGCUGGGACUUUUUCCCCAUGGGCGAUUGUUUCCGGAAACAAUACGAAGAGGAAAUUUCUGGUGGUGGCGGUUAGGUACUAGUUUUAAUCUUAUUAUGCUCAAACUUUAAUUUUAAAAUAUUGUUUAUACACAGCAAACUUUGUUUGUAUAUAUUACGCUUGUACAAAGUGAUAAAGAAGUAAAUUAUGGCCUAGCUCGCUAAAUAUUUUUUAGCGUUCAGUAGGAGCAUUGUUUAUUAUUAGAGUUUAGUUAAUAUUUGAUCGGAGGCGUUGUAUAAUAAAGCGAUAUUUUAUCAAUUUA